AUGUCCUCUACUGAAACUCAGACUCGAAGCUCAGCCUUCGACGAUCUCUACGCAAAGACGCUCUCUUUCAGGCCUCCCCUUCUGCAUCCUCCAAAACCACAUACGCCCUCACUUGCUGACCCAAUUUCCUCUCUCCGUGUGCAUCCUGCUCUCGAGGCUGCCCUUCAUAUCCUCAAUUAUGACCUCCCAUCUGCACACUUCCUCGUGCGUAAAAUGCAGUCCUUGCCCGCUGCCGAAGGGAUGUUCCUCCACGGGGUGUUGCAUCGCAUCGAGGGGGAUUAUGACAAUGCUCGGGCAUGGUAUAAGGACGUGAGCGACACCGAGGUGAUGGAGAAGGUAUGGGGUAAGGGAGAAGGUGUCAAGGGUGGGAAGGCGGAGAAGUUCAUUUCGGAGGUGCAAGACUUGGACCAAAGGCUCAGAAAGGGAGAGAAGGGCGAAGGGGUGGAGAAAGAACAGACGAGACUUGAGAAUGAGAGUAAGCGGGAGUUGAAGGGGAUUGUGGACUAUUGUUUGAACACCAUGGGAAGAGGUGUGUGGCAGGAUGCAAGAGGCGCUUAUGUGGAGAGUAGCGAGAAGAUCAAAAAGAUGGGACAGGAUCAGACGACGGGGCCAGGAGGAAUGAGGAAGUUUUAG
Molecule: messenger RNA, 633 nt
Organism: Morchella sextelata
Lineage: Eukaryota; Fungi; Ascomycota; Pezizomycetes; Pezizales; Morchellaceae
Exons: 1
Coding region: 1-633 (210 amino acids)
Source: RefSeq, a predicted model, not a curated record